Molecule: messenger RNA, 1364 nt
Organism: Peromyscus maniculatus bairdii (prairie deer mouse)
Lineage: Eukaryota; Metazoa; Chordata; Mammalia; Rodentia; Cricetidae
Gene: Pdap1
Product: PDGFA associated protein 1
Source: RefSeq, a predicted model, not a curated record
CCCCGUUCCUCGCGGCGGCGGCAGCGGCGGCGGCGGCGGCGGCGGCACGCGGAGAGGGACUGGGCCGGGCGGAAGAAGUCGAUCCCAAGGCAUUUCCGGUUCCGGUGUCAGUUCGAGGCGCCGCCGCCGCUGCAGCCGCCGAAGCCGAGAUGCCUAAAGGAGGUAGAAAGGGAGGCCACAAAGGCCGGGUGAGGCAGUAUACAAGCCCUGAGGAGAUCGAUGCCCAGUUACAGGCUGAGAAGCAGAAGGCCAACGAAGAAGAUGAACAAGAAGAAGGUGGAGAUGGCGCUUCGGGUGACCCCAAAAAGGAGAAGAAGUCUCUAGACUCAGAUGAGAGUGAGGAUGAAGAUGAUGACUACCAGCAAAAGCGAAAAGGCGUGGAAGGGCUCAUUGACAUUGAGAACCCCAACCGGGUGGCACAGACAACCAAAAAGGUCACACAACUGGAUCUGGAUGGGCCAAAGGAACUUUCAAGGAGAGAACGAGAAGAAAUCGAGAAGCAAAAAGCAAAAGAGCGCUACAUGAAGAUGCAUUUGGCUGGGAAGACAGAGCAGGCCAAGGCUGAUCUUGCCCGGCUGGCAAUCAUCCGGAAACAGCGGGAGGAGGCAGCAAGAAAGAAGGAAGAGGAGAGGAAAGCAAAAGAUGACGCAACUUUGUCAGGAAAACGAAUGCAGUCACUCUCCCUGAAUAAGUAAGCUGGCCUGUGGGAGGAGAUGCCGAGGAACUGGGCCAUGCCUCCAGGACCUCUGCCGUGUCUCACCCACCCUGUGCCCUGGCGCCGCUGCAGCAGCCCCUCAUGGCCAGGAGCCCCUAUGGCCUGGGGCCUCCUCUUCAUCUUGGCACAGAAAUCAUUCAGGGGGUGUGGGGGGGCUGGGGGGAGGGGCAGCUGCUAUCUUUGAGACAGAAAGAUGCAGGACAGCAUUUCAUACAUAACCAUUUGAAUGUUUUUGCUGUUUUUAGAAUUUGGAACCCUGGUUGGGGGCUGCCUGGGAAGUGGGGUAAAGAGAUUCCAUUUGUCCAGUAGAUUGCACGUUGGGGGUGGGGGGAUAGUGCCAGUAGGCAGCUGAUGUGGGAGUUGAUGACAACCAGCCCAGAUCGUUGUCUGGGUGCUCACUCAGAGGGGCUGUCAGGAAGCCUGUGCCCCUAAGGGUCCAAGGUUUGUGCCUGGCCAGUUCCGUCCAAUGAGGCCUCUCCUCUCUGACCUGCUCUGCCCCCUUCCCACCCACCUGGUCAGGGCUAGUGGCCAUUUUUAACCCUACCCAUUGAUCAUUUCAAGAAACCUCUGGUUACUGUGCAUCACCCAGACAAGACAUGCUCCUCAAAUUCAACUUGUAUAUUUGGCAGAUUAAACAACAUUAUCGUAA